CUUCCUCCAUCAUCAUCUGAUUUUAUUUAAUCCUACUUCUUUUCUCUUUUCCUAUCGUCUCUCCCUUUCUUAACUUUCUCUUGGGAUUCGAUCUCUUUCCGGUUGCUAUUCCUGAUGAUAACUGUCAAAUCUUCUCCAUUUGCACAACAUCUCCUUUAGGGUUAAUCUCAAUACCUACCGAGAUCGAGUAUAACGAUUAAAGGAUGGAUUCCUUUACACGUGUACCUCCUGGCUUCAGGUUUCAUCCAACCGAUGAAGAACUUGUAGACUACUACCUAAGGAAAAAGGUUGCAUCAAAGAGAAUAGAAAUCGAUUUCAUCAAAGACGUUGAUCUCUACAAGAUUGAGCCAUGGGAUCUUCAAGAGUUAUGCAAAAUAGGAAACGAAGAGCAAAGUGAAUGGUACUUCUUUAGCCAUAAAGACAAGAAGUAUCCCACGGGAACUCGAACCAAUAGAGCGACAAAAGCAGGAUUCUGGAAAGCCACUGGAAGAGACAAGUCUAUAUAUUUGAGACAUGGUCUUAUCGGUAUGAGGAAAACACUCGUGUUUUACAAAGGAAGAGCCCCAAAUGGACAGAAAUCGGACUGGAUCAUGCACGAGUAUCGUUUAGAAAUCAAUGAAAAUGGAGCUCCUCAGGAAGAAGGAUGGGUGGUGUGUAGGGUCUUCAAAAAGAGAUUGGCGGCAACAAUGAGGAGAAUGGAAGAUUAUGAAUCUUCGCCUUCUAAUUGGUACGACGACCAUCUCUCUUUCAUGGCCUCCGAGCUCCAUUCCAACCCCCCAAGUCGGACUCUUCACAAUCAUCAUCAUCACCAGCAGCCAUUUCCCUAUGGCCUCAAUGCGUCUUCAGCUUGUACACACAACAACAAUCCUAACUUGCAAUGCAAGAAAGAGUUGGAGCUACAUUACAAUCACAUGGUACAACAUCAACAACAAAAUCAUCAUCUUCAUGAAUCUAUUUUCCACCAGAUUCCCCAGCUUGAAACCCCUAACAGUAACUGCAACUCUCUACCUUAUGGAUCAAGCAACAACGGUAAUAACACAAGAAAUAUUGGUAAGUUGCAGCAAUCAUCAACUCUCACUCACCAGGAACAAUUUCAACAAGGGAGUCAAAGUUUUAGAUCUGUUUAUUACGAUCAAGAUGACCAAGUGAAUACCGAUUGGAGAGUUCUCGAUAAGUUCGUUGCUUCACAGCUAAGCAACGAGGAGGUUGCAGCCCCAGCUUCUGCUUCUACUCAUCAAAAUAACAACAAGAUGGACGCAAGAAACACUGAUUAUCAAAUGCAUCAGGGAAUGAAUCUGCUGGAGAAUGAUUCGGAAAGGGUUUUCGAUAUGGGAGAAGAGCAUGCAAAUGCUCAUGCUGGUUUUAGUUCUUCGAGUUAUCAGAUUGAUCUCUGGAAAUAGUGAUAAAAAAGAAGAGGAUGCAAGAUGAAUAUAUGUGAAAUAUACAUGCACACUAGUGCUGUGAUCUAAUGAUGGUGGAGACCAGUUUAUAAUUAAGUUGGAAAGAACAUGGAGUUAUUUCCCGAUAUAUAGAGGUUUUGUACAUAAUAAAGACCUAAAGAACAGGGUAUCGCUCCAAGUGGUUUGCAUGUUGGCAUAUAACAACUAUGGCCACUCAAUUCCCUGACAUUAGUUGUAAGGUAUUUUGAAUUCGGAUAGGCAGCAUGGUACGAUUUCAGGUUAA
This is a messenger RNA of Raphanus sativus (radish), 1683 nucleotides long. RefSeq names its product NAC domain-containing protein 26. The transcript has 4 exons. Gene Ontology annotation, biological process: regulation of DNA-templated transcription. The record is from RefSeq and is a predicted model, not a curated record. Bases 204 to 1400 code for a protein of 398 amino acids. NCBI's taxonomy places the organism in Eukaryota, Viridiplantae, Streptophyta, Magnoliopsida, Brassicales, Brassicaceae. Gene Ontology annotation, molecular function: DNA binding.